AUGGUGCGCGAGCAGCUCAUCGUCAGUGCUGUCUCGUUCUUGCAGGAUCCCUCUGUUGCUUCAGCUCCUGUCGACCAACGCAUCGCUUUCCUCCGCUCCAAGAACCUGACCCAAGAAGAGAUCGACCUUGCUCUACAACGCGCCGGCUCAGAACCACCUACUUCCUCGCCUCCACAAGCACAAGUACAACAAUAUCAAUCCCAACCACCUCAACAAUACAACCAGAAUGCCUACUGGCAACAACCACCGCCACCGCCUCCCGAGUUGCCACGACGUGACUGGCGUGAUUGGUUCAUCAUGGCAACUGUAGUUGGAGGUCUAGGUUUCGGCGCCUAUACCGUCGCAAAGCGUUACAUUUAUCCUUUGAUCGCUCCGCCUACACCGCCUCAGCUGGAGCAAGACAAGGCUGCUGUCGAUGCCUCCUUUGAGAAAGCCUUUGCCCUCCUGGAUCAACUCGCAACAGAUACACAAGACCUCAAGUCAUCUGAGCAAGCUCGCACAGAGAAGCUUGAUACCGCUCUUUCCGAGGUCGAGUCAGUCAUCGGCCAGCUGAAGGAUGCCAGCAGGAGACGAGAUGAUGAAGGAAGGAGGUUGAAUGAUGAAAUUCGUGGUCUCAAGGACAUGAUACCUGCUGCCAUGGAGGCACAGAAGAAGUCGGCCGACCAGCGCUUGGCCGACCUGGCUACCGAGAUGAAGAGUCUGAAGACAUUGAUCAACAACCGCAUGUCCGCGCCAGCGCCAACAAGUCGUCCCAAUCCCUCUGCUCCUACCUUCAACCCUUCUACUGGAAGUGGUGCUGCAGUUGCAAGUGCAGUGCCAGCCCCGGAGCCUUCCUCGACUGAAUCCGUCUCAACACCAGUGACAGAGCCCAAGUCCUCGAUUCCGGAUCGUUCUUCUACAUCCAGUCCCUACGGACGCUCCAUGAACGGACGAGCUGCCAUACCUGCGUGGCAACUGGCGGCCAACAAGAAGAACCAGGAGGCCAAGGAGAAGAGCGGUACUGUCGAGACCCCCGCUGAGAAUGCCACUGCUUAG
Aureobasidium melanogenum CBS 110374 is the source of this 1035-nucleotide messenger RNA. RefSeq lists its product as uncharacterized. Lineage: Eukaryota; Fungi; Ascomycota; Dothideomycetes; Dothideales; Saccotheciaceae. The transcript has 3 exons. The record is from RefSeq and is a predicted model, not a curated record. Gene Ontology annotation, biological process: protein import into peroxisome matrix, docking. Bases 1 to 1035 code for a protein of 344 amino acids. Gene Ontology annotation, molecular function: signaling receptor binding. Gene Ontology annotation, cellular component: peroxisomal importomer complex; peroxisomal membrane.